AUGGCAACUUGUUACUGCGAUACUCGGCCCAUGUGCUGCGGCCAGACUGCCAGAGUAUUUGAGGCGGAGAACGAGGAAAACGAAAAAUCCGAGGCUUCGGCGGUGUUCCACGGCCAGGGGCAGGGGCCUAACGCUAAUCAAGUCGAUCCAUGUCUCCCAUCUUCUUCUCAAAACUUCCCAUAUAUUGAAUCCGAUGCUGAAGGUAGCAUCGUGCACUACGGCGCACUUAUCCCCGACCUCUUGCAAGAAGCAGCUGCCGUAAACUGGUGUAUCACAGACCACUGUCAAAAGCAUGCAUUUCUCCUGUUCCGACACUCUGAGCACCUCCGCACGCUUGCCAGCUUCUUAGAUAUUUCCCUAACGAUCCGCUCGAUUAUUUUGCCAUCUUCGUCGCAUACCUUUAUUACGGCUAGGCGGUUUCAACAUGUAAUGGCGCGGAACGUCUUUCCGACACGGAUGUUGGUUACGUCCAAACCUUUGGUUUGCCGCUCCGCUCCGAUGCCGCCAUGA
Fomitiporia mediterranea MF3/22 is the source of this 510-nucleotide messenger RNA. RefSeq lists its product as uncharacterized. The record is from RefSeq and is a predicted model, not a curated record. Lineage: Eukaryota; Fungi; Basidiomycota; Agaricomycetes; Hymenochaetales; Hymenochaetaceae. The coding region runs from base 1 to 510 and encodes 169 amino acids. The transcript has 3 exons.